ACAGGCGCUUUUGCCUAAAGUUAUAUAUUGGGAAAAUAAUAGUUUUAAUUAUAUUGUAUAGGUUUAUUGCCGACAAUAUUAGCGUAAGUCCGUUACAGGUUAUUGCCUACUGAUUGAAGUUUUAACGACAAAAAAUUUUUUCAACUUUUUACUGUAUAAAAAUUUUAUAAACUGACACAAUCCCCCGAACACAAGAUGUUUGGCUUCCGCACACCAGAGAAUAAGGUUGGACAGGCGUCCACAUCUGGUGUAGCACGGCAAACUCCACCUGAAAAAACACAAGGAUUAGUGAAGGAAGCGCAAAAGAAAUUGACAAAUAACAAGGAGAAAGCGGAGAGUUCGCCCAAAUAUCGAAGCAGGGCCAUGGAGGCGAAAUCAUGGGUCGUUAAAGCGAAAAUACAUUUAAGUCAAUCCAGAAAUACAAAAACAGAAAUAAAAAAUGAAGUCACGCUAGCUAUUGAUAAACUUUACCAGAUAAUUAAAGAAUUAGAGGGAGAUAAAAACAGGGAAGGAAAGGAAGAAGGGAAGAAGGAAGAGAAGAACGAUAAUAAGGAACUGGAAAAAGAGGAAAAGGACAAAAUGUACGAAAAAAUGUAUGAAAUGAAAAAAUCUUUAAUACAGAAAAUGGAGGAACAUGAGGAGUUAAUAAAACAAAGUAAUUUAAAAAUUAAUGAUUUGAAAACUACAUUGGAUAAACAUAAUGAAAUUCAAAAUCAAACCUAUACUUAUGCUAGUGCCGUGACGAAGGGAAUGAGAAGACCACAACAGACAGCUCUGCAUUCUGUUGUGAUUACAUCAAAGAAUGAGACAGAUACAGGUGAGGAGGUCUUAAACAAAAUAAGAAAGACCGUAAACGCGAAGGACGGCGGAGUCGUAGUAGAGAAGUUGAGAAGGGUUAAAGACAGGAAAAUAAUUGUUAGUUGCAAAACGGUGGAAGACAGGAAUGUUUUAAAAGAGAGGUUGAGUAAAGCCGAAAAACAACUAGAGGUCAAGGAUAUAAAAAACAAAAAUCCACUAGUAAUAUUGAAAGACGUCCUUAGCUAUAAUACAGAUGAAGAAAUUAUAGAGGCCCUAAGAAAUCAAAAUAAGCCUAUAAUUAAGGAGGAAGAUGAAAUAGAAAUAUUAUAUAGAAAAAGGGCAAGGAAUGCACUUGCAAGACAUAUAGUGUUACGAGUGCCCCCGCAGGUGUGGAAGAGUAUGAUUGAGAAGGAGAAGGUGCAGAUCGACCUGCAGAGGGUGCGGGUGGAAGACCACUCGCCCCUCGUGCAGUGCUCGAUCUGCCUCGAAUACGGCCACCCAAAAAGGUUGUGCCGCGACCGAAACGGUCGAUACGAAAGAUGUAGUCACUGCGGGGACACGGAACACAAAAAAGAAAAAUGCAUCGAAUGGCGUGAAGGGAAGGAACCCGUGUGUUUCUUGUGCAAACGUGAGAAGAUGGAUAACCUAAACCACAACGUCUUCGACCGAGAGUGCCCGGUGAGGCAGAGAUGGGAUGCAAUAGCGAGAGCCGCCAUUGCAUACUGCUGAG
Messenger RNA from Papilio machaon (common yellow swallowtail), 1528 nucleotides. RefSeq lists its product as uncharacterized. The coding region runs from base 196 to 1527 and encodes 443 amino acids. Lineage: Eukaryota; Metazoa; Arthropoda; Insecta; Lepidoptera; Papilionidae. The record is from RefSeq and is a predicted model, not a curated record. Gene Ontology annotation, molecular function: nucleic acid binding; zinc ion binding. The transcript has a single exon.